AUACUUGUCUACAUCAUUCCAAUUUUCACUUUUAUUAGGUUUGCAUUAGUUCAUCUUUGAGUAGCGAAUUGUCUGAUCAUGAUAGAAACCAUCAUAAUUAUUUAAUGCUUAAGAGGAAAUCAAGCCAAAAAAACCAUUUACAAAACAGAAUAAGACUACAUGAUUCUGAGUCGACAACUUACAUGAAUUCGCAAGCAUGUUGUCAUAACGGAAAUGCCAUAGAAAGAAAUCACCUAAAGCUUUACAAACAUCGUAUCGAUAUGUUAACUGUCGCUCUCGACAAUUUUCGGAUUCAGAAUGAGCAAUUGAAACACGAAUUAGAGAAACAUCAGAAUAAUACGGUGGACAAUAAAGAAUCUCAACUACGAAAUCAUGUUAAACAGCUAACGAACCGAGCACAGAGUCAGAGUCUUAUAUGGAAAAUCAGAUCGCUUAAGAAAACUAUCGCAAAACUAAGAAGAUUGAACAGCAGCGUGGAGAACGUUUAUAAAAAGAAAUUACAGCAUGUCGUCAAAAAUAAGAAUCUAGAAAUCAAAGUUUUGCAACUACAAUUUCAAGAGCAGACGAACGAUUUAUUUUUGUCUCUGUGUUCAGAGAAACAAAAUGAACUACACAGCUUGGUAUCAUCUUUAGAGAAAAGAUAUAAGGCACUUUUAAUAAAUGCUGAUACUGCCAUUGAAAAUCAGCGAAAAGAAUACAUGACGGUAUUCUUUAUUCAUAAUAUCAUUUUUGUUGUACAUUUGCUGUUAAAAUUACUAUUUUUAGUAUUAGGGACAUCUCUCACAGAUGAAUUAUAUUAAUAAUUUCUUUCUAUUUUUUAUAUGUGAUUUAUCGCUAUAUUUCUGGUGUGCAUAAUUAACAUUCACGAUAUGAAUACACUAUACUUUUAGAAAAUAGCCACACUCGAAGCUGAAUUGUGCCAUUUGAGAAACAAUCUUCGAAUCAAGUCAGAACACAUGUGAUCGCAUGCAAUUACGUUCUAUCUUAUUUAAUAUGAUUUUAUAUAUACUUACCGUUAUCGAUCAAAGGAUUGUGUAAGAUUUUUAUUAUCUAUUUAUAAAGAGGGUGCAUUUAGAAUCAAAGAAGAUAAUUGAUUCUUCAAGAAAAAACAAGAGGUAUAUUGAACAUCAAGUCAUUUGAAACGUGUCAAAAAUGGCGGGUGAAAUAGAAAGGUAACGCAUUUCGGGACGUACUCUGAUGGUAAAAUAGGCUGGAGUUUGGAACUCGGGAGUCUCGAACUGUAUCGGAUCAUGUGUUGGUCUCCAUGGCAACUGUCAACAUAAUUGAACAUAAUAUUGUGCACUCGAGUCGUUUAUAUACGAUACAUAAUAAGAAUACUUAUAUUAAUUAAAUUAUGUGUGUGUGAGUGAUCGCAUAUUAGUACGUAGUACAAAUUGUGCAGUGUAAUAUGACAAGUGAACAAUGAGUCUAUAUUUUGACAUACGUGUGCAAAAUCCUGAAACUGCUUCGAUAAGUUCAUUUGUCGCUUGGCAUAAUAAUUACCCAUUGUUAGCUGUCGCUGCAUAUUCCCAAGAUAAGGGCGGUUUUGUAACCAUCUAUGACGACCAGGGUGAACCCGUGCAGGAUGUUGAGUCGUCAGGACACGCUGUGGCACAAAUCACUGCGCUCGGAUGGCAUCCUGAAAGGACAUGGCUAGCGGCAGGAUGGGAGAGUGGAGAGUUGCGAAUAUGGCCAGGAGAUACUGGCAGCCAAGAAUUCAGUGUAAUUGUAACUCCCCAUCGAGAUCCCAUUACAGUUCUACAAUGGAGUCAAUUUGGUGGUCGCUUGGUAUCUGCUGACACUGGUGGAUCUAUAGUUGGCUGGAAAAUAGACUCCAGAGGGCAGCUUCUUAUGACAUUUCAUCACGAGUUAAAAGAGUCUUUUACACAAAUUGCAUUUAAGACAGCUCCUCCAAAACCAGCUAUCGAUAUUAGUGGUUUGGCAAAGGCAGCGGUGGCAGGUGAUGAGCGAGCUUUGGACCUGUUUAGUUCCUGGCGGCCAAGAACCGCCGCACCAACGGCUGUUCCGACUCAACGUGACAACCAUGCAUUCUACAUCGGCACCGCAAAUGGCACCAUAUAUUUUGUUGAUGUUCAAGGGCAGUGCAAGGAAGUAUUCAGUACCGACGGUGCGGGACUACAUUGUCUGUUGCAUCACCAGACCAGAGACUCGAUUAUCGUCAUGACGGAGGGAUUGAACAUCGGACACUUUCAAGCGGAUCCAGUCAGCGGGGAGCUCAUCGAACUAACGAAGGUAAAACUGAGCGGCAGGAACGACACAUCACGCACGAGCAGCGCCACUCUAUGUUGGAUCAGUGGGAACACCUUGGCCGUGCUUACAGGUGAGCUUGCUGUACGUUGCUGGGAUCUUCACACCGGCGACACGUACGUUCUGUCGCCCCCGGAUUCGUCCAGCGGAAACAUCGCCACUCCUCAAGAAAUGUGCACCAGCUUGGCGUUCUGCAAGGCGAAUGACACUUUGGCCGCCGGCACCAAUUUGGGAACGAUCUACCUGUGGAAGCGUAAAAACGUGUCCGAGUGCGACGAGAAGGCGUGGCCGAGCGUGCCGGAGUCCUGCGCGAUCCACGGGACGGUGAAGCAGCUGGCAUGGGGCACCAGCCUGUCGCGGAAUUCCCUCCUGGCAGUGAACUGCAUCACCAAUGUCUUCGUCCUGCAUCAGCAGCCGAUGUGCGCCGUGUACAACGAUGGUGUUUGCGCGAGUCAGCUCACCCCCACGCAGAUCCUCCUCGAGCUGGACGAACAGACGUACAUGCUGAAGACGGAGAUUCAGGUACAGGUGGUCGCGGUAACGAAGGAAUACGUCGCCGUUUCGUCCGGCCGGCAAAUAAUCGUGAACCGCAUCAACCGGGGCUCCAAUCUGAACACGACUUUAUUGACGACCUUCAGCUGCGACACGGAGAAGAUGCUGAUCUACGAGCACACGUUGAUCGUGUUGACCCCGAUGAUCAUUCAAUUGCGAUCCGUGGAAGGCUCCGUCAUUCAAACGCUCCCCACCCUGCCGGAAGAGGGUGAACCGAUCACGAUGGAGUUGACAGGACCAUAUUUGACCGUAGCGUCGUUAAACGGCAUCCUGAAGAUCUGGGAUUUAGGUAAGCGCGAGGCUAAACUGCACACCCGAGCUAUGGCAACGUACGAGGCGAUCAGCGAUUUCGCCGAGAUCAUCGAGGCCAGAUGUAACGCGGACUGUCAUUGCGUAUCCAUCACCGUCGCCAUGGCCAACCUCAUGCCCAGCUCGGUCUUGUACGUUUGGGACAUCGAAAGUGAUCAGAUCCAUGAAUUUGAUUUCGGAGAGUCGGACGAUAUCAUCGAUGACGACACCAUGCUGACCGCACAAUGCAGAGGAAGAUUGGUCACCGCGCACUGCUGGGACGUGGAGGACCCUAGGCUGUUGGUGUGUCGAGCUCAGAGACUGGAAAACCGUGACUCUAAGAACAAGGGCGGUAAUCAGGUUGCUUCUGUGGUAUUGGUGUCGUUAUUCGCAACGUCGGACCACGGUAUCGUCGUGCAGGACGUCAAGCCAAUCGCCGACGAGAACUGCCGUUUGUUGGGUGUGCAGUCGCCGCACAUUGUUAUUCUGAAUUCCGAGAAGAGUUUGGACAGGACGAGCAAGAUAACGCGCUUGCUGAUGAGGGACUUCGAAGAGCUGGGUGGCUGCGACUCCGCCACGAGGAAGGCGGUGAUGGAUUUCAGUUACCACAUCAGCGUGGCGAACAUGGACGAGGCCUUCAAGGCCAUCAAGUCCAUACAGAACGAGGCGGUCUGGAAGAGCCUGGCCAGGAUGUGCGUGAAGACGAAGCAACUGAACAUGGCUCUGCUCUGCCUGGGCCACAUGAAGCAGGCCAGCGCCGCGCGGGCUCUUCGCGAAGCGAUGCAGGACGAAACUCUGAGCUUGGAGGCGCAAGUGGGGAUUCUGGCGGUCGAGCUUGGUCUUCAUACCGACGCGGAACGUCUGUUUCGCGAAGCGAAGCGGCUGGACCUGCUGGGACGGCUGCUCGAGGCGCGGAACAAGUUCAAGGAAGCGAUCGAUCUAGCCAGCAACGAGAACAAGAUUCGUGAGAAGACGAGUUAUUACAAUUACGCCCGCUCGCUGGAGCAGCAGGGUAAGGUGGCGGAGGCCAUCGAUAUGUACACGAAAGCGGAUUGUCAUCGAUUCGAGGUGCCGCGAAUGCUCCUGACGAGACCUCGGGAGCUCCUUGCGUAUCUUAAUAACUCGGAAGAGCCGGAGAUCAAAAACUGGCACGCUCAAUACACCGAGUCGACGGGCGACAUGGAGGCGGCCUUGCGUCUUUACGAGCAGGCGAAGGAUACCCUGUCAAUGACGAGGUUGCUCUGUUACUUCGGCCGGGAGGACGAGGUGUCCGAGCUGGUGAUCAGAACGAGCCACGCCGCGUCUGCCUAUCAUCUCGCUGCGCAUUACGAGUCUAAGAACAACGUGUCGCAAGCGAUUCAUUUCUACACAGUCGCUAAGGCUUAUACGAACGCGAUUCGACUAUGCAAGGAACACGACAUGCUGGAAGAGCUGUGGCCAUUGGCUAUAUUAGCGCCGCGGCAUUCGCAGAUAGACGUCGCAAAGUUCUACGAGGACAACGACCAGUCUGAUCGGGCGGUGUUGCUCUACCACAAGGCCGGUCUCUUGCACAAGGCUCUGGAUGUCGCGUUCCGCACGCGGCAAUACAGCGCGCUGCAGCUAAUCAUCGUGGACGUGAACGCGGAUUCCGAUCCGGCGCUGAUACGGAAGUGCGCCGAUUACUUCAUGCAAAACGAGCAGAUCGACAAGGCGGUGGAUCUGCUCGCGACCGGCCGGGACUACCUGGCGGCUCUGGAGCUGAUUCAACAGCACAACGUCGCGUUGAGCGAGGAGCUCGCGGAGAAGCUGACGCUCGAGAAAGGGAGCAAUGACGAUGCGGAGCACGAACGUCUGAGGAUCUCCACCCUCGAGAGGACCGCGGAGAUCGCCUUCGACCAGGGCAACUAUCACCUAGCGACGAAGAAGUUCACCCAGGCCGGCAACAAGCUGCGCGCGAUGAAGGCGUUGCUCAAGUCCGGCGACACCGAGAAGAUCUGUUUCUUCGCGCAGGUCUCGAGGAACCGGGAGAUCUACAUCAUGGCGGGCAAUUAUCUGCAGUCGUUGGACUGGCAGAAUCAGCCGGAGGUCUUGAAGAACAUCAUCAGUUUCUACUCGAAGGGCAAGGCGAUGGACCUGCUGGCGAACUUUUACGUGGCGUGCGCGCAGGUGGAGAUCGACGAGUUUCAGAACUACGAGAAGGCGUUGGACGCCCUGAAUCAGGCGAGCAGGUGCCUAACCAAGGUGGUGAUGCCACGGGAUUCGGAUAUUCACAAGCAAGCGGUGGAGCUGGUGAACAACAGGAUGUCGGCGAUCAAACGUUAUCUGGACAUUAAGAGAUUGUUUGACAAAGGCGAGACAGAAACGGCGAUGCAGCACGUCCGGCACCUGUUGGAUUCCCAAGGGCCGAAUCUGGAACAAUCGGUGCGUCGUGGUGACCUGUUCGCGACCAUUACGCAGCAUUACGCCAAUAUAGGGGACACUGAUAAAGCGUGGGCCACCAUCGAGGAGUUGAAACGUUUGGUACCAGGUAUCAAUUUGAGUUAUUACUUCAACGUGAAUCUCCUUGAAGCGUUGGGCUACAAAAUGAAGAUGCAGCGGCAGGACAGUUCCGACAAGGACGAUGGGAUCGAGGAACUUUUGGGAGAAUGAAUCUCCGUUAAGGUCGCCUGUAAAUUAACUAAAGAAUUUGUAGAUAGAAUUGGCCUGGUAAAUUUAGUCAGAUUUAACGUAUUCGUUGUUUACCGAUAAUGGGAAAAUUCCGUCCAUUUGUUGUCGUAUGUUUACAGCAAUGUUGCAUCACAUGUAUAAUGUAAUAUUACGAUACUGCGAUGGUGUGUCGCGCUGCAAUGUUUCUGUUUAAGCUACGUUGCCGCAACUCUGCAGCAAUAUUGCAAUAAGAUUGUACAACUCUUCGGUGAUACAAGGGGAGAUAUUUUUGCAAUGCUUUUAGCAUUAUACGGAAGUUGGUGUAUUGUAAAUGAGAAGGAAAUAAAGAUAUCUCUGAAUUCAA
This is a messenger RNA of Dinoponera quadriceps, 6097 nucleotides long. RefSeq names its product intraflagellar transport protein 140 homolog (gene rempA). The transcript is spliced from 13 exons. Bases 1423 to 5736 code for a protein of 1437 amino acids. The record is from RefSeq and is a predicted model, not a curated record. Gene Ontology annotation, molecular function: hydrolase activity, hydrolyzing O-glycosyl compounds; protein binding. Gene Ontology annotation, biological process: carbohydrate metabolic process; intraciliary retrograde transport. Gene Ontology annotation, cellular component: axoneme; ciliary basal body; intraciliary transport particle A. Lineage: Eukaryota; Metazoa; Arthropoda; Insecta; Hymenoptera; Formicidae.